Prorocentrum cordatum is the source of this 566-nucleotide messenger RNA. The record is from the annotation of a GenBank genome assembly. NCBI's taxonomy places the organism in Eukaryota, Dinophyceae, Prorocentrales, Prorocentraceae.
GGGACUCGGGGCCCUGAGCGGGCCUCGGGAGGCGCUCAGCCCUGGAAUGCCCGCGCAGCGUCGCCGCCGCGUCAGGGCGGCGCGAGCCUGCCAGUGCGCGAGGCUUCGAGCUUUCUGUACCAGAGGCUCCGAUCAACGGGGCACCAUUGGAAGGAGAGGGAGGAGGAGGAGGGAGGAGGAGGAGGAGGAGGAGGAGGAGGAGGAGGAGGAGGAGCAACGCCAGCUGCAGACGUGCACGGAUCCCUCGGCUGCACGCGGCAGCGGCCCCGGGCCAGAGUGGCCCCUGGGGCGCAGCUCGCCCAGCGCUGCAUGCGACGCGACGGUGCAGCGUCCUGCGCGCUCGGCGCCCCCCGCGCCCCCCGAGAGCCAGGGGCACCGGAGGCCGCUCCCGCGAGGGGCCACCCCUGCGCAGGGCCGGCCGACCAGGACGAGAUCCCCUCUCCUGGGACUGAAGCUCUCGCGCGGGGGUCGGAGCUCUCGCGCAGGGGGCCUGGGCUUCUGCGCGGGGGCCGGAAGCCUGGAGCGCGGAAUGGGCGUUCUGGAUCGGCUGGGCACGGAUCGGUGCC